This is a messenger RNA of Anopheles maculipalpis, 779 nucleotides long. RefSeq names its product androgen-induced gene 1 protein-like. The transcript is spliced from 3 exons. NCBI's taxonomy places the organism in Eukaryota, Metazoa, Arthropoda, Insecta, Diptera, Culicidae. Gene Ontology annotation, cellular component: membrane; endomembrane system. The record is from RefSeq and is a predicted model, not a curated record. The coding region runs from base 22 to 777 and encodes 251 amino acids.
UGAGUGUCUUUAGCUAGCAAAAUGUCCAGUGUGCAGCUCUACAAGCUGCCAGCCUUUGUUAUUACGUGGCAUCUGAUCGCGUUCGGGCAGUAUGGUUACGCGAUUUACUAUGAUCGCUUCUUCGUCCACAUUCCGGAUGAUCUCGCCGUGCCGAAAAUGAUGCGACCUACGGAGUAUGGUGGACGAUCCAAAUUCUUGACCUACUGGUGUUUGAUUCUUCAAGCCGUUUACUUCACCAUUUGCCUGCUAAAUGAUUUCAUCGGUACAAAUGAGGUGGCCCCGAAGCGGAUGCCACUCAUCCGCAAAGUGAAAGACUACAUGCUUGCAGCGUUCGCUUUCCCGGUUGCGUUGAAUGUUGGCGUUACCUUCUGGACUCUGAUGGCAAUUGACCGUGAGCUCGUAUUCCCCAAGGUGCUGGAUGCCGUUUUCCCAGGCUGGCUAAACCAUGUAAUGCAUACCAACAUUGUCAUCUUCAUGGUGAUAGAAAUCUGCACCAGCUUCCGGCAGUACCCGACGCGUAAAGCCGGCCUAACCGGUCUGGGCAUUUUCAUGGCCUCGUACCUUGGGUGGCUGCACGUGGUACGACACUAUGGCGGUAUCUGGGUUUACCCGGUGCUGGAAGUACUAAACUUUCCCCAGCGUCUCGUCUUCUUUGCCGUCAGUCUCGGGUUUAGCGUCGGUCUGUAUCUGCUCGGAGAGUUCUUUAACAAUCUGAUCUGGACGAAGGAGCUGAAACAGCUUCGGACGGCCGGCGGCGCUAGUAAGAAGACCAAAUAGAC